Molecule: messenger RNA, 774 nt
Organism: Sodiomyces alkalinus F11
Lineage: Eukaryota; Fungi; Ascomycota; Sordariomycetes; Glomerellales; Plectosphaerellaceae
Exons: 4
Coding region: 64-774 (236 amino acids)
Source: RefSeq, a predicted model, not a curated record
CCUGCCUUUGGGCUUCCGAUCUGCUCUUCUGCUGUCGCAUCUCACCAUCUGGUCUCCCCUGUUAUGCACGUCAAAGCCUGCUGCCUUACCCCUGUUCCCCUCUGCCCUGUCCCUGUCCCUGUCCCGUCCUGUCCCUCUGGUUCCGCCUCGAUGGGCCACACACAACUCACAGAACCACGCUCUUUCCAUCGACUUCCCUCGGGUGACACCCCGUUCUAUUGGUCUGACCAUGUCGCCCUGACCGAAAUUUCCCCUAACCCCAUACCGCUCUUUUCGUUGACGAGAUUCAACAUGACGUUGCCGCUUCGAGACACGACAGCGGGGCUUGCGUCUUGCCUCUUGGCUGGUGUUGGUUGUCCCACUGUCACCGUUGUCCCCCUUCUCUUGCCCCUCCAUCACCACAUCACCAAUCCAUGGCCUGCUUUGCUUUUGACUACAUGCCUGGUACUCUACUGGGAGUCGUGCUGGACGUGUAAAGCGAGGUAUUACUUGAGCAACCCUCCAUCCAUCCACCCCCUCCCCUCCCCCUUGGCCCUUGGCCCUUGGCCCUUGGCUCUUGGUUACCCCCCCUGGCUCGCUCGCUUCCUCAUUUGGGCCGACGCGGUUCUAUUCCCACCCGCCUCACUGAUAGAAGUGAAUGGGGAGGUCUUGCUUGACUCCUUUUUGAUGAACGCGCAGUCUCAUACAUAUCUCGUCAUCUCAAAAGACAUCCAUCAUACUUUCCCCUUGGACAGAUUCAUCAUUUCCUCUCUUUCCCCCAAGUUCUACCUCUGA